Molecule: messenger RNA, 4323 nt
Organism: Bubalus bubalis (water buffalo)
Lineage: Eukaryota; Metazoa; Chordata; Mammalia; Artiodactyla; Bovidae
Gene: TONSL
Product: tonsoku like, DNA repair protein
Exons: 26
Coding region: 129-4262 (1377 amino acids)
Molecular function (GO): protein binding
Source: RefSeq, a predicted model, not a curated record
CACCUGGACUACACUUCCCGAGAUGCUCCGCAGCAGGACCGGGCCUGCGUGUGGGGCCAGGGAGGGCGGGGCCGCCGCGCCAGCAGAGAGCGCGGGAAGUCCGGAACCCCGGGCGCGGCGACUACAGGAUGAGCCUGGAGCGCGAGCUUCGCCAGCUGAGCAAGGCCAAAGCUAAGGCCCAGAGGAGCGGCCAGCUGCGGGAGGAGGCCUCCUUCUGCCACCAGCUAGGGGAACUCCUGGCCAGCCAUGGCUGCUACGCGGAGGCACUGCGAGAGCACCAGCAAGAGCUGCAGCUCCUGGAGACCACCGACGACCCCCUGGGCUGCGCCGUGGCCCACCGCAAAAUCGGAGAGCGGCUGGCGGAGAUGGAAGACUACUCGGCUGCCCUGCAGCACCAGCACCGCUACCUGGAGCUAGCGUGUGCGCUCUCCAACCACGUUGAGCAGCAGAGGGCCUGGGCCACCAUUGGCCGCACCCACCUGGACAUCUAUGACCACCACCAGUCCCAGGACGCCUUGCAGCAGGCACAGGAUGCCUUCGAGAAAAGCUUGGCUAUCCUGGAUGAGAAGCUGCAGGGUUCACUGCCCAAGCGAGAGCUGAGUGAGAUGAGGACCCGAAUCUACCUCAACCUGGGCCUCACCUGCGAGAGCCUGCAGCAGGUGGGCCUGUGCAGUGCCUACUUCAAGAAGAGCAUCUUCCUGGCCGAGCAGAACCACCUGUAUGAAGACCUGUUUCGAGCCCGCUACAACCUGGGGGCCAUCCACUGGCGGCGGGGGCAGCACUCGCAGGCCAUGCGCUGUCUGGAGGGGGCACGGGAGUGCGCGCGCGUCCUGAAGCAGGCCUUCCUGGAGAGCGAGUGCUGCCUGCUGCUCUCGCAGGUCCUCCUAGACCUCGGGGAUUUCCUGGCUGCCAAGAGAGCCUUGAAGAAGGCCUAUCGGCUCGGCUCCCAGAAGCCUUUGCAGAAAGCUUCAGUCUGCCGGACCCUGAAGUAUGUGCUGGCGGUGAUCCAGCUGCAGCAGCGACUAGAGGAGUCCGAGGAGAGUGACCCCGAGGUUGCCAUGGGCAUCUGUGAACAGCUGGGGGACCUGUUCUCCAAGGCAGGCGACUUUCCCAAGGCCGCUGCAGCCUACCAGAAGCAGCUGCACUUUGCAGAGCUGCUCAGCAGGCCGGGGCCCGAGCUGGCCGUCAUCCACGUGUCCCUGGCUGCCACCCUGGGGGACAUGAAGGACCACCGCCAAGCUGUGCACCAUUACGAAGCGGAAUUGAAGCUGCAGGAGGGCAACCCCCUGGAGGAGGCCAAGACCUGGUUGAACAUUGCGCUGUCCCGUGAGGAGGCUGGCGAUGCCUAUGAGGUGCUGGCGCUGUGCUUCCAGAAGGCUCUUGGCUGCGCCCAGCUGGCCGGGCAGCCCCAGCUGCAGAGGCAGAUCUUGAAGCACCUCCAUGCUGUACAGCUGAGGCUGCAGCCCCAGGAGGCCCCCAGCACCGAAACCAGGCUGCAGGAACUGAAAGCGGCUGGAGACGAGGACAAGGGGGACGGGGAGGACGAGGGGGACGGGGAGGACGAGGAGGACGACGAUGCUCUGGAGGCCACGGAGCUGGAGCUCUCCGAGAGUGAGAACGAAGCCGACGCGUCCCCGCCACUGGAGGAAGAUGAGGAGCUACGAGGCUGCCUGGGCCGGCAGAGGGUGAACAAGUGGAGCCGGCGAAACGACGUGGGAGAGACGCUGCUGCACCGAGCCUGCAUCGAGGGCCGGCUGGGCCGCGUUCAAGACCUGGUGAGGCAGGGCCACCCCCUAAACCCUCGGGACUACUGUGGCUGGACGCCCCUGCACGAGGCCUGCAACUACGGGCAUCUGGACAUCGUCCGUUUCCUGCUGGACCACGGGGCUGCAGUGGAUGACCCAGGCGGCCAGGGCUGUGACGGCAUCACGCCCCUGCAUGACGCCCUCAACUGUGGCCACUUUGAGGUGGCUGAGCUGCUCAUCGAGCGAGGAGCCUCUGUCACCCUCCGCACCAGGCAGGGCCACAGCCCGCUGGAGACGCUGCAGCAGUGGGUGAAGCUGUACGGCAAGGAUCUGGACAGUGAGACGCAGGAGAAGGCAGCUGCCAUGGGGAGGCUGCUCCAAGCGGCCUCCUUGGGUCGAGCUCCCCACAGCUCCCAGGCUCCACAGACCCUCCCAAGUAACCAUCUGUUUGACCCUGAGACCUCUCCUCCCUCAAGUCCUUGCCCAGGAACCCCAGAGGUCUGUGAAGCCAGCACCAGAGUGUCCCAGGGGCUGGCAGUGUCUACUGUGGCCAGACCUCGGAGGAGCAGGCACAAAGUGGCCAGCAGUAGCAGCUCAGAGGGCGAGGACAGUGCUGGCCCGUCCCAGCCCACCCAGAAGAGGCCCCGGCACGCCAGCCCAUCACUGCAGACCAAGGCCCCGAUGCCCGGGCCUGCCAGCGAUAGGGAGGCAGCCACAACAAGUGCCAGCUGGGCUGCCUACCGGGCAGCCAUCCGUGGAGUGGGCAGUGCCCAGACCUGCCGCCUGGGCCCCAGUCCACUGCGAGGGCCCAGCGAGAUGCCCAUCCCCCAAGCAGCACUCAUCCCUAGGGAGGAGUGCUUGGCCAGAGACUGGCUGGAGGAAGACUUCCCAAUGAGCCCUGGUCACCGGGGCCACCGCCCAGCCCGUCCCCAGAGCAGUGGGGAUGGCGGCAGACACCGUGUCUCCGGCCCAGGCAGCGACACGGCACGCAGGCCCCGGGCCCAGGCCCGGCAGAGCCGGUUGCCCUAUCUCGAGAGCCGGAGCACACCAGUCAGAGCAGACAGAGCCGACAACCCGGCCACAGAGCCCGCACGGAGCCCCGACGUCCCCAGGGUCGUGGCGCCCGCUGGAGAAAACCCCACAGCAGGCCGCCUCCCGGGUCAGGUCCUGCCCCCUCCCAUCCGAGUCCGAGUUCGAGUUCAGGACAACCUCUUCCUCAUUCCCGUUCCACACCGGGAGGCCCACUCUGUGGCUUGGCUGGCUGAGCAGGCCGCCCAGCGUCACUACCAGGCCUCCGGGCUGCUGCCUCGGCUCUCCCUGCAGAAAGAGGGGGCCCUGCUGGCCCCUCAGGACCCCAUCCCCGACGUGCUGCAGAGCAACGAGGAGGUGUUGGCUGAGGUGACUUCGUGGGACCUCCCCCCACUGAGGGACCGCUACCGCCGGGCCUGCCAGACCCUGGAGCAAGGGGAGCACCAGCAGGUGCUACAGGCCGUGGAGCACCAGGGCUCAGCCCCCACAUUCAGCGCCUGCUCCCUGGCACUGCGCCAGGCCCAGCUCACGCCACUGCUGCGGGCCCUGAAGCUGCACUCAGCACUCCGGGAGCUUCGCCUGGCCGGGAACCGGCUGGGGGAUGGGUGUGUUGCUGAGCUGCUGGCCACCCUGAACACCGUGCCCGGCCUGACCCUCCUCGACCUGUCCUCUAACCACCUGGGCCCUGAAGGCCUGCGCCAGCUUGCUGCGGGCCUCCUGGGGCAGACCACCUUGCAGAACUUGGAAGAGCUGGACUUGAGCAUGAACCCCCUCGGGGAUGGCUGUGGCCAGGCCCUGGCCUCCGUCCUGCGGGCCUGCCCCGUGCUUUGCACCCUGCACCUCCAGGCCUGUGGCUUUGGCCCCAGCUUCUUCCUGAGCCAUCAGGUGGCCCUGGGCAGUGCCUUCCAAGACACCAAGCGCCUGAAGACACUGUCCCUGUCCUACAAUGGCCUGGGCCCCACUGCUCUGGGCCAGGUCCUGGGGAGCAUGCCGGCACACAGCCUCCUGCGCCUGGAGCUGAGCUCUGUGGCCACUGGCAAGAGUGACCUCGGCCUCACGGAGCCUGUGGUUCGCUACCUGAGCCAGGAAGGCUGCGUCCUGGAGCACCUGAGCCUGUCGGCAAACCACCUGGGCGACAAAGACGUGAGAGCUCUGAGCAGAUGUCUCCCUCUCUGCCCCUCACUGGUCUCGCUGGACCUGUCUGCCAACCCUGAGGUCAGCAGUGCUGGCCUGGAGGAGCUCCUGUCUACCCUCCAAAAGCGGCCCCAAGGCCUCAGCUUCCUGGGCCUGUCAGGCUGUGCUGUUCAGGGCCCCCUGGGCCUAGACCUCUGGGACAAAGUUGUGGCGCAGCUGCAGGAGCUGCAGCUGUGCACCAGACGUCUCUCCGCUGAGGACCGGGAUGCCCUGCACCAGCUGUUUCCCAGCCAGCUGGGCCCCAAAGUGUGCACCCUGGACCAGGGCCCCAAGCUCUUCUUCAGGCACCUCUGACUGGCCAGCCUCAUGGUGUGCCCUCCCCAGGCCUCUAAUAAAGAAGCCACUGCUGCUUCCA